Molecule: messenger RNA, 7692 nt
Organism: Acanthaster planci (crown-of-thorns starfish)
Lineage: Eukaryota; Metazoa; Echinodermata; Asteroidea; Valvatida; Acanthasteridae
Product: casein kinase I-like
Biological process (GO): protein phosphorylation
Molecular function (GO): protein serine/threonine kinase activity; ATP binding
Source: RefSeq, a predicted model, not a curated record
UUGGAAAGUCGUUAUUUUACGGAUUGCUAAGAAAUGAAAUUCGCAAAAAGUGGAGCAAGAAAUAACAUACAGAUUAAGUGUAUAUUUGUUUGUGAAAUAAAGGGAAUCGGUGUCCAUUAUAGAGGAUGUCCGCCCAUGGCAACAGGAAGUGUCUCGUCAUGCCCGAUUUUUAUUGACCGUUUCAGUGCUGUGUAUUUUAUGGGACCACACGAUACGAUACACAGCCAGUCAACAUUGAUGAGGGUGCCUUUAACAGACGUAGCUACGUGGAUCUACCCAUGGAUAUACUAUAGCAGUCCUCAUCGGUGGGGAUUGGGUUCCAACUCGGAUAUACCUUGGUAGCUGUGGAGUGAUAUGUUCUUCAAGUGACAAUAAAUCAUCGCUUGGAUUUUUUUUUUCCGUCAUUUUUUUCUGUUGGCCAACAUCACCGAUUUCCUGGAAAUGAUCUGCCUUGGAACCUAUCGACACAUUUUGUGCAGGAUGGAUUGUCGGACAGGUUCAAGCUAGUCCUUUUUCUCCCCGUCCCGUCGUCCGUGUUCAGUUGUGGCUGGAACCGCACAGCGGCUUCAGUGGGUGUGUUUUUUUUCUGUUGAUUCUGUUAGCGUCGGACUCGGAGUGAACGGGACUGCUCAAAUAUGCAGACCAGCAGGAUGGAGAAAGUGGACAAUGACCCCAAGCGGAAAUCCAAGGCCAGCAGCCGGGGGUCGCAUCAAACCAGGUCCAGCAACCCCGCCAGUACUGGGGUGCUGAUGGUUGGGCCCAACUUUAGAGUUGGAAAGAAGAUUGGCUGUGGGAACUUUGGCGAGUUGAGACUAGGUAAAAAUUUAUACAACAAUGAGCAUGUGGCUAUUAAAUUGGAACCAAUGAAAUCAAGAGCACCUCAGCUCCAUCUAGAGUACAGAUUUUACAAGAUGCUGGGCCAAGCAGAAGGAAUACCGCAAGUCUACUACUUUGGGCCCUGCGGCAAAUACAAUGCAAUGGUCAUGGAGCUGAUGGGACCCAGUCUGGAGGAUCUCUUUGACAUCUGCGAUAGGCAAUUCUCGUUAAAGACAGUCCUCCUUAUAGCUAUCCAGCUGCUUCACAGAAUAGAGUAUGUACAUAGUAAGCACUUGAUCUACCGUGACAUCAAACCGGAGAACUUUCUGAUUGGCCGGCAGUCCAGCAAGAGCCAGAACACCAUUCACAUCAUCGACUUUGGCCUAGCCAAGGAGUACAUCGACCCCGAAACCAACAAGCACAUUCCCUACCGGGAGCACAAGAGCCUGACCGGCACAGCGCGCUACAUGAGCAUCAACACCCACCUGGGAAAAGAGCAAAGUCGGCGGGACGACCUGGAAGCCAUGGGUCACAUGUUCAUGUACUUCCUCAGAGGCAGCCUGCCCUGGCAGGGUCUGAAGGCCGAUACACUCAAGGAGAGAUACCAGAAAAUUGGAGACACGAAGAGGGCGACGCCUAUCGAAGUUCUAUGUGAAAACUAUGUCGAUGAGAUGGCAACCUACCUACGCUACGUCCGCAGACUGGACUUCUUUGAGACGCCCGACUACAACUACUUAAGGAAGCUCUUCCAGGACCUAUAUGACAGGAAAGGCUUCGGCCAGGAGACAGAGUUUGACUGGACGGGCAAACAGCUGACAUCACAUGUCACCACAACUGCGAGUGAAGUGUCACAGUCCAAAGAUGCCAAUCCUCAAGGGAGGGAGCGAGAGAAAGCACGCUAUGCUCAAAAGCAACCACCAACCGCACGUGCCUGGCCCGAGCAGACGGCCAAGCUAGCCCCGCCCGUGGCCAUGGCCGACCAGCGGGGUUCCGUUCAGGUCAUGAGCUCCACCAAUGGGGAGCUGGGACCGGAAGAUCGCCGGUCCGAGGUGCCCAUCGCCCCGCAGCCUGAAAUCGACUCGCCCGACGACACAAAGUGUUGCUGUUUCUUCAGGAGGAAAAAGAAGAAGAGGCCCACUUGUCGCAAAUAGCCCUCCCCCAUCCUCUUGCUACUCCCACAAUCCCUCCCAGCGUCUCCCUCUGUUCUCUCGUAGCUGCGCGCUGUUUGCUUGUGGUGCUCGACGUCCGCCCAGCAGGAUUCUGCGUACUUGUUGCUGUCAGAUCUUUUGGUGUCCCUUUUUUUUCCCGUUACCAAAAAUUCACCCUUUUUUGCCCUGUUUGCCAUUGGGUGCUUGUAUGAUUGAAUCCCUCAUUCUCUGGAAGUGCUUCAACUUGUGCCAUCUAAAGGCCGGUUAAUACUCGCUGCGUAUUCACUGUGUACACAGCGCAAAGGUCUAUUUUGAGUUGUCUGCAGUGCGUGAACGAAAGCGCAGUGCGUAAUGAAAAUGCGUGCCCUUGUACGCAGUUAUAAUGGAUAGUGCGUACGCACCAAAUGUAUGCAUAUUCGGACAAAUCGAAAUUUGUAACUUUUGUCGGAUAUUCACACGCAGCCGAGACUUGCAAAAACAUGAAAGUAUGAACGUCAACUGCUUUGUUCACAUUACACGCUGAUUGUGCAAACGCAGCAAGUAUGAACCAGCCCUAAAUCAGCAAGCGGUGCUGCUUAGAUAAUAGAAUUGAUAAGCCGAAAGGGUUUGGAUACCAGCAAAAGUUGCUGGCACAGCAAUAUGAUUUCACUGGUAACCGGGGUGCAUUGAUGGUUAGUGAUCUGUGUCACAGCUGGGCAGUGAAGCUUUGACCUGUUUGGAUCGGUAAUUGUUCAGUUUGUGCAAGAGAAGAAGACAGCAGGAGGUAUAAAUGUGUCAGCUGAUUGAGAUGUCUCAUCAUAAGAGGUGAAAGAAACUGCCUAUGACGAAAAGUUAAGGUUGAUGAAGGAAUGAUGUACAUUUUUGUUUCCCCCCGCGAGUCCACGCAUAUGAAAGACAUGUUAUUGAAGGAGAAGGAUGUGUGGAGUUUUAAAAUUCGGUGCACUGCAAGAUAAUAUUUGACGAACAUGUUUUGCAUCCAAGCACACUAGAUCUUGAGUCUGUGUUCCAGGUGCUGUUUAGAAGCUGGCUGGUCUACCGUAGUUCUCUCCCCUCACCUGAGCUUUUAAGGGUCAUGAUUGGUCACACAAUAUUCACCUUGAUCUAUAGUAUGUUACUCCCUGAAAAUCCAGCAGGCCCAUUCUGUUUAAUAAUAAAUAUUAGAGCUUAAAUUGCAACCCGGCACCCACUUCAGUAACUUUCAGAGGAGAGAGUGCAAGGAUUUUUCAAAAUGUGUUGGUAUUUGUUUUGCACUCAAACCGCAGAUAGCAAAGCAACAAUAGCUAAAAAAAAAUGGGGGAGGGGAAUGUAGAGGUGCUGAGUCCUGUACUUGCACUUGAAUGUCUUUACCUGUCCCGGGUCAGAGUCCUGUGUUUAAGAGAGUUUUACGUUGCGUUGCGUUUCCAUUCACUGGAUGUUCAUGUUUUAAAACAUUAGAAUAAGGUAGGAGUUCAAAGAAAAAAAAGGGAAAAUGGAACAUGGGAGUGGUCAUGAGUGAAAAAAAUUUAGGUUUAAGCAAAAAGUUUCGUGAAAAAUGGGGAAUCGUUUCUUUGAAGUUAUCUUUCACUGUGUGCAUUAAUUGGCCUUCGUGGUUUGUUGGCAUGUUUGUACAAUGUAAUUAAGCCCAAGCGUCAAGUGACAUCUGAUCGUAGCCUUCUUUUGUCUUUAAAGUGUAAUAUUUUUGCAAUCUCUGUGAAAUCAUGGAGUGUGCCCUCCGAGGUUUGUCACACACACAUGUGGCAUCAGAACACCAACCCGUUCAGAUCAAACUCGCAGAAUAGAUCCCGUCCCCUGAGGUGGCUAGCCAGUCAAUCAUGGAUAUCAGCCUGUUUUUGUUUUAUUCCAUUUGCCAGAAACAGUUUCGUAGUAAUUAUUGCAUUUUACUUAAUUUCUUCUUUACUUUUUAUUACAUGUCUGCUGCACAUCUUACUCGCAUCGUCAAUCUGCUUCAUGCCACCAAACAAAAUGCACACUAUUGAUUUUUAUGUUCUCGAGAGGGCUGCAGAUAGCAUGUACUGCACCACCUUGCAACUGUACAUGUCAGCCCAUCACAGCAGCCAAACUGGCAGCAGUGCACUCCCAGCUCAGAUCAGACUUUGACCGUUAAUCAUUCGGCAAAGGUGCAUUGAUCGGUGCUUUUGUUUUAUGUAAAUCUGAGUGAAUAUUGUUAUCCGCGGAGGUCCUUCCUUCCUGCAACAGGAAUGAUUUUAUUUGAUUUGGAAAAUCAAUAUUGUCAAACAGUAACACACUAGAAUUGGAGAUGACUGUGAAUGAGCUUUGAAUCAAGUGUUCGUUGCUCUGCAGCUACCCAUCAAUCACAGUCCUUCAACAAUAAGCACUUGUUACUCUUAAUUCCAGUGUGUAACUCCAGCUUCACUUCUUGCAUGUACCUAGACUCGUUGCCCUGAUUUGUAGUUGAAGUCAUAGAAACAUUUCAACUGGCUGCUCCAUACUGUCCUUAUCUCCACUCCCAUGAUCCUCACCCUUCCACCCAUCCCUGCCCCUGCAGCUCUAUUUCACCCCUUUAUUCAAGAAAUAAAACUGCACCAUCUUUGCAAAGUUGUGCAAAGGGUUACAUGCAUGUGUUAAUGCUUAAAGGGCUUUUUAUUUAAAUGAGUGAAAUGUGGCCAAAUGGGCUCUUUUGGAAGUCAGGUCUUGUCUUGUAGCGGUGUGAAGAGGAAUUGCACAGACAGGUCAAAGACACUUAAAAUCUGCACUCCCCCCUUCCCUGUCCCUCCAUUCCCCUCCACCCACUUGUUCUCCUGACUUGCACAAAUGCAUGUCAGAUUCCCUAUUUAAACCAUGUACAAAGGAUCUACCUCACCUCGACCCCGCCCACCAGACCCUUGACCACGCCUAGUUUGCGUAACUUUUUUCUAUGGACUUGAGUGAGUUGAAACAGGAGUUAUGAAUCUCAUUUUUUAUACCCAGUGACAGAAAGGAAGAAGUGUUGAUGUUGGUUGUUAUACUUUGUAGAAAUAAAUAAGAAAAAAAAAGCCCUGCUUUGAAUUUUUUUUUACUACUGUACUCCGGGAACCCUUGUGACUUUCAUAUUGGCAGUGGUGAGUAAAACAAUCAUAGCGAGUCAGGACAGAGUAACUGUAAGAAAAAACACUGGUGAACUUUUCUUCCGGGGAAAAUGUAAUGGUGGACUUGUGCAAAUAGCGUAGUAAUAUAUUCUGGCUUGAUGUCGGCAUUCUUAUAAUGUGCUUGGGUCCUUGUUGAUUUCCUGUCUCAGUGUGCGUUUAGAGAUUCUGUAUUGAAAAAUGGUUUGUUUUUUAUUUGUUUUGUUUUGUUGUUUUUUUGUGAUGUGGUUCACUGAAAAAGCGCAAGUGCAGUACACUCGAUGCCAUUUUGAUGUCUGUCAUGUUAUUUCCUCAUCUUCCCUGUCCACUCUGAGCCAUAAUGUAGCCCAAGUAUGAAAGGCUAUGAAAAGCAUCAAAUCUUGUCUCUGAUAAUUUUUUCCCAUUGUUUCCCAUUGUUGAAAUAAUUUUUGUUGUGUACCUUUCAAGUUUUGCUGCAAUUAACCUGUGAACUGAGAAACAAAUAGCUAUUUUUGUUUUGAAAAUGAAGUAAAAAAUCAGAAACUAUAAGUCUGCAUGGUAUUGAGCUGUCUUAAGGCUGUGGCUUAGAUUUUGCCAUUAGUUAAAUUACAGUGAACAGCUGUAGCCACAGGGACAGUGCCUGUUUCCAACACGGCUUGCAGCAGUGUGCCCAAACUCACAUAUGCUCACCAGAUAUUGUACGCAGUACAGAUGGUCAGUCUUGUCACAGUCAAAAUGUGAGCACACUGGGCUUUGUUCCUGUUACAUUUCCACUUUUUCUUUGAAUCGUUGGGAAAAGUUUAUUUGCAGGGCACAACUGAUAAUCAAGCUUUCAAAAAAAAACUUUGGUGGAAAAACCUGUUAAUCACCCUGUAGAUAAUAAAACAGGUACAUGAAGCUUGUCAUGACUUGGUGACUUCAUGUAUCUUGCCUGCUUACAAAGUGAGGCCAUUUGGGGCCAGUUCUUGCUCAUGAUUUCAACACAGGAAUAAAUCUGCAUGGCACUAUACCCACGACAAUUUUCUCGUGGCAGCUUUUGUUUCAAAGCAUUCUUCGACAAUCGACGCCUUGCCUGCAUCAUUGAUUAAGUAUUGUUCCGACCCCAUUGCAAAGUUUCCCCCAUCUUUAAGUUUUGUGUGUCGUAGUUUCCUGAAGAAUUGUUUUCUCUUUUUUAGUAUGAAAUAGUUGAAAGAGAUGGCAAUUUCCCCUGUAUAUUUUUGUUGAUGAGAAGCAUUUCUGUAGGUCAUCCGGAGUUUUUGUUUUAAAGUAUUGUACAUGUCAAGUGUUUGCCAAGUCAUUGCACCUAUUCUCAACUACACUUUUCACUUUGCAUUGGCUUUAGAAAGUAUUUUUACUGAAAAGCAGAAAUCAAUUUACACUCGGUCUAUGUCUGUGUUUACGAUUAAAAGUAAUUGUGUCCACAGAUUAAUUUGUAAAAAAAGAUACAAAAAUGAAUCUUUGUUUUAAAGUAAAGGAACUAAGACGUGAUUUUUGUUUCUCUGUUGACUGUAUAAAUAGCUGUAAGUUAAACAUAGCGGGAGUAUGCUCUCCACAAAUUGCUCCCUUUGUUAAUAAAAAAACACGGAAAUCUUUCUACUUGUAAAUAUAACCUACAAAGAUUGUAAGUACCUGGUUGCACAUGUAAUGAAUUCAUUGCCACAGUGGUACCUCUCAAGGAGUGAGAAAUGGCAGUUUUUCUGAAAGGGAAGGAUGCUAAACGAGCUUGAACUGUCGCAGUUUAGAGGCGUUGUAGUUGGAGGUAUACUUCGCUCUGUCAGUUUGUUCUCAAGAAAAUAAUGUAGAUCACCGGCAGAUUUAUGAUAUCCCCAGGAGGAGGGACUGUCUGCCUGAGAUGUUCAAAAACCUGCAGUGAUUCAGGUUUGAUUACAUGUAGUUGAUGCUCAGGAUACCGGUGGACUGAUCCCGGCUUCUCAAGCAUUUUAAGCCUGAGCACUUGAGAACUUUUGGUGACCAAAGAGCCGGUUGUGGAAUAAUCCGCAGCCCAAGGCUCAGUCGAGGCAACAUACUUUAAUUUAGUUUAGGAUGGGGGGUGUGAUUUUUGUACUUUCCGAAGAAAGUGGCUUGGGUGCGAAUGUUUUGAUCAACAUAUGUUCUGGAUUACAUUAUCUGGUGCAUUAAAGGAUGAUUUGAUUUGGUACAGAUGUUAUGUACCGUAGUGUGCAGUGAAGGUGCCCUGUAGUGGAAAUGAAAAAAUUGUUCAAAAAGAAAAACCGGGGGACAAAAAGAAACAAAUGGGACAAGAAGUUCCAUUUUACAGAAGUUAGUUAGUUUUUGGCAAUGAGAGUUAACGUGAGGUUAAAAAUAUAGCAUUCAAAUUAUUUGGCUGUUGAUAGAUUCUAUGAAGUUGUCCAAUGUGAUUUAGUUUGACAUUUCACUGGUGUAAUGAAGAUCUCCUUUUUUUUGGUGCAGUUUUGCAAGUAGUGCUGUAUUCUUACCCAGAACAUGAAUAAUGUCUUCUUUUUUUUUAAUCAGUGCUAUAUUUUUAACCUGGCAUAUAUAGAUGUGAUUAAGACAGCUUAUUUCCACAAAGAAAAUUCUCACUUUGAUGAAAAUCCUGUUCAUAGCGAGUAAUUAAACAACAUCUGUGGUUUAUUUAAAAGGUAAAACUAUGAUUAAUUAUUGAAACUUUGUGGAUGUUUUAAUAAAAAUGAUGCAAGUGAAUUGAA